Messenger RNA from Propithecus coquereli (Coquerel's sifaka), 935 nucleotides. It is a transcript of the gene BACC1, whose product is annotated as chromosome unknown open reading frame, human C17orf49. The record is from RefSeq and is a predicted model, not a curated record. Bases 151 to 729 code for a protein of 192 amino acids. The transcript has 6 exons. Gene Ontology annotation, cellular component: MLL1 complex; NURF complex. NCBI's taxonomy places the organism in Eukaryota, Metazoa, Chordata, Mammalia, Primates, Indriidae.
UUGAGCCAAUCAGCUGCGGGGAAGGAGGGACUUCCUGGGCGGGGGGCCGGAGCUUUUCAGUCGCCGGGCUCUCCGUGGUCCCGGCUCGCGUGGUGGUGGUGGUGGCGGCAGCGGCGGCGUCUCCGUCUCCGUGAGGAGGCGCGCGGGGCCAUGACGUCAGCGUCCACAAAGGUCGGAGAGAUCUUCUCCGCGGCAGGCGCAGCCUUCACCAAGCUCGGGGAGCUGACGAUGCAGCUGCAUCCUGUGGCCGACUCUUCCCCUGCUGGUGCGAAGUGGACGGAGACGGAGAUAGAGAUGCUGAGGGCUGCUGUGAAGCGAUUUGGGGACGAUCUUAAUCACAUCAGCUGUGUCAUCAAGGAACGGACAGUGGCUCAGAUAAAGGCCACUGUGAAACGCAAGGUAUAUGAAGACUCUGGCAUCCCCCUUCCAGCUGAGUCACCCAAGAAAGGGCCCAAGAAGGUGGCAUCUGGUGUCUUGUCACCUCCUCCAGCUGCCCCUCCACCCAGCAGCUCCAGUGUCCCUGAGGCCGCGGGUCCCCCCAUAAAGAAACAGAAGGCUGAUGUGACACUCAGUGCUCUCAACGACUCUGACGCCAACAGUGACCUGGUGGAUAUUGAAGGGCUGGGAGAAACUCCUCCAGCCAAGAAACUCAACUUCGACCAGGACAGCCUGACCCUGGAUUCUGGCCUUCUCAUGACCUCUGCUGAUCCUCCUCUACUCUCCUGCUGAGCCUGCCACCUCUGACCUCUUUCACUGUUCACCCUGGACCUGUGGAUUGCCUGGGACUCUGAGCAAGGCCUGCACAAGAGAGGGCCAAAAAGCUGCUGGGGCUGUCCACUUUGCUGUUCCUGUAUAAGCGUCUGCCCCCAACCCCUUUGCCCUUCAUCUGAUGGACAUUUUUAUACAGAAAACAAUAAAGAUUUCCCUCUCAGCUU